Messenger RNA from Notolabrus celidotus (New Zealand spotty), 1532 nucleotides. RefSeq names its product DNA-damage-inducible transcript 4 (gene ddit4). Bases 207 to 887 code for a protein of 226 amino acids. Gene Ontology annotation, cellular component: cytoplasm. The transcript is spliced from 3 exons. The record is from RefSeq and is a predicted model, not a curated record. Lineage: Eukaryota; Metazoa; Chordata; Actinopteri; Labriformes; Labridae. Gene Ontology annotation, biological process: apoptotic process; response to hypoxia; negative regulation of TOR signaling. Gene Ontology annotation, molecular function: 14-3-3 protein binding.
CGGAGCUGACUGCACUGCCUGGCAGCUGGUAUCAGACGGAGGAAGGGUUAGGGACAGAAGUUUCUAGGUAGUUGUUUUUGCAGACAAUAAAGCAGUCGGAUGACAAUUUGAAACUCACGACAACGGAAUUAAAAAGGCGUCGUUUUGAAAUAAACUCUGACAACAAAAAGCAGCUAACACAAUAGAAUACUGCAAAGAAGACAAACAUGCCUACUCUUUCUGCAACCACUGACAUAGGCAGCUCACCUCCAUCUCCAGUGGACAGCAGUCCAAGGAGGCUGUCCUGGAGCAAGCUGGUGCAAAGAUUGACCGAUUUCAGCACACCAGGAAACAGCAGCAUAGAGUCUGGGUCCAACAAUGGCAGCAGGAGUGAUCUCUCAGAAUCAGGCUCAGAUGACUCAAAUGACCAUUUCCCCUGUAAUGAAGACCUCUUCUAUGACCCAAUGGAGGAGACCAUCCUGAAAGAAGUAGUGGACCUCAUAGCACGAAGCCUGAGAGAGGCCAAAGACUCCGACUGCGCCUUACGAUGCACAAAACUCCUCAUUCCUGAGAAACUUCUGGAGCACAUCGGACAGGAGCUCCUUCACCUGGCAGCUAGCGAGCCCUGCGGCCUGAGAGGGGCUCUCAUUGACCUGUGUGUUGAACAAGGGGCCGUGUGUGAGAGUAUGGCGCAGCUAUCUGUGGACCCAUACCUUGUCCCUACGUUUCAGCUGACUCUGGUGUUGAGGCUAGAAUCAGGCGGAUUGUGGCCAAAGAUCCAAGGACUCUUUAGCGCAAAGUCUCCUUCCACUCCAGUAGUGAGACAAGCGAUCAAACUUAGCACUGGUUUCCGUGUGAUCAAGAAGAAACUGUAUUGUUCUGAGGAACUGCUCAUUGAGGAGUGUUAAGAGAUAUAUGGGAUUGUAAUGUUUGAUUGUCUGCGCCUUUUAAAAUGAGCUCACUGAAGGGCCUUAAUACUGUAAUGACAUGUAUAUGAUGCCUUCUGCAGCGUGAGGAAGGACUCUGUCAUGGUACAGCCUAUUGUUCCUAUUGUAAGGGAGAUAAAGUUCAUGGUACCUGGAGCUGGUGUUGCUCCAACACACUCUACAGUACUGAUGGUUGAAAUUUGAAAUGUGUAACCAUUCUGAUAUAUGUGCUGAAUAGGCAUUUCGCAAGCAUUAAAGUGCGUACCUCAGUUUCUAUUGAAACAAUAUAAACGGCAGCUAGCUAUUUGGUUAUAUUCAUUGAAGACCAUUGUGUUAUUAUUAUUUUUUAUAAGUGGCAAUUAAUUGUAAUGUUCACCAGUUGAUGAAUUGUACAUCAAGCAUACCAUUAGGGACCUUUAGUGACUGCUUGAACCCAAGAGUAAAGGCCUACCACUGCUUGCCUUGUGCAGUUUGUGUGCAAGCUGCAGCUAAAUAGUUCAGAUGUAACUUUAGCUUGUACAUGUGUGGACCUGUUUGCAUUCAACUUUAUUUAUUUGACAUUCAAAUACUCAUAUCAUUGCACUGUUUUUGUACUUUCAUGAUGCAAAUAAAUUAUUUUUUUCAACA